This is a messenger RNA of Limulus polyphemus (Atlantic horseshoe crab), 2066 nucleotides long. Its product is annotated as zinc finger CCCH domain-containing protein 10-like. The coding region runs from base 308 to 1381 and encodes 357 amino acids. Lineage: Eukaryota; Metazoa; Arthropoda; Merostomata; Xiphosura; Limulidae. The record is from RefSeq and is a predicted model, not a curated record. Gene Ontology annotation, molecular function: metal ion binding. The transcript has 2 exons.
AAGCCUUUCAUAGUUCGAUAGUCGCCAUUGUUUCUAUAAACCCGACGGAAAUCUGGUAGAAUUGAGGAUUGCGAUAGACCCAUUUUAGGCCUAGGUCUAUAUGAAGAUAAUUUUAUUUAAGCGCAAAUUGAAACAGCAUUACUGAGCAUCGAGUAGCCUGCGCAGCAGCUGAAGAGCCAAGUGCAGCAGCAGUAACCCCCUGCAUGUUGUGAUAUAGAACUGGGUUUUAUUUUUGAAGAAUCCAUUCAGAAUUUAAAUUCCAGACAUACAGUUUUUGUUUUAAAAAAAAGUUCAAGAUUUUAGCAUAAUGUCUGAUGAUGAGAGCAGAGAUUCGAGGGGUGAUGGCUCUAUUAAAAAUGGUAGCGACCGUGAUGAUGUCUGCCGCGAUUUUCUGCGCAAUGUGUGCAGGCGAGGCAGGCGUUGCAAAUACAGGCAUCCUGAGACCAACAAUGAUUCUGAAGAUACUGGAAGAAAGCAAGAAAUUGAAUUUUGUCACGAUUUCCAAAACAAGGAGUGUAACAGAGCAAAUUGCAAAUUUUUGCAUUGUACAAGGAAGGAAGAAGAAUUCUAUCGUGCUACUGGAAAACUUCCUGAACAUAUUCAAGAAGCUUUGUCAAUGGGUAGAUCAAUGCCUCCAGUAUGUAAAGAUUUUCUGAAAGGAUUCUGCAGAAGAAAAAGGCGCUGUAAAUUUCGACAUGUUUCUGUUGAUGAAUAUAAUAUGGAAAUGGGACGUCGAGGGGAACUUCCUGACAGGAGGGAAAUGGGUCGAUUUGAAGAUCGGUUUGGGUUUGAUGCUUAUGAACCAGAACCUAAACGGAGAAUUUAUGAUGGACCAUUUAGUCCCAUGGAACGUCCAUUAAGAGGUGAUGUUCAUCACUUGUUGCCCAAUCCAAUGCCUGUUCAACAUGAUUUUCGAUUGCUUGAGGAAGAAAAUUUGAUUUUGCAACGCAAGGUUGAAGAGCUGAAAAAACAAGUUUCUGAGCUGACUGCAACUAAUGAGUUUCUGCUGGAUCAAAAUGCACAACUACGUAUCAGUAAGCAAACCACAAUGGUUCCUGUUAGCCAGAUUAUCAAUCCUCACACCAUGACUCCCAGCGCUGGCCAUAUUCCUCAGACUAUCUCUCAGCUUAACAGCGACCUUGCAGCUACUCUUCCCCCUCAGAGAAUUGCACCAGAGCUAACUGGGCAUACUCCUCAUAGCAUAGCAUCAAUGGCUCAUGUUACUUUGGCUCAACAAGGCAUUGCACCUGUUUCUAUGGCAGGGAUGUCUCAAAAUUUGUGUCAGACCAUUUCCAUGAGUGCACCUUCUACUCCAUUGGUUUCUUAUCCAAUCAUGACGCAAAGCAUGCGACCAGUUAUUCCUCACAGUUUAGACCACUGAAUAUUUGAUUUGCUUUUUCAGUCAAGUUUCUUAUGCUAUAUUCUUUUGUUGUGUUUAAUAAUUUUGUGAUUUCAGUUUUUUUUUGUUUUGCUCUUUUUUAGUGACAGAAAUGUGUGAAACAUUGAAGAAAGCAUUUCUACACAGAGAAAAAUUUUGGCUGUGUUAUGUUACAGGAAUAAGUGUCAGGAUGCAUUUUGAUCAGUCAUUGUUAUAACUUUCUGUUUAACCUAAAUGCAAGUUACAAGCCCGCUCCAUUACAAAGGCAAAUGUCAAACAGCUGGUUGUUCACUGCUUGUAGGUGGUGAAUGUUUAAUUCUGGCAUUUGACAGUUUUAAAGUUUUAUUCAAAUUAGUUUCAUUGCUGCAGGACACUUCAAUUUUUAUCUUCUUGUAUUAUGUGGAAUGGCUUGUUUCAUUAAUAUAGAAAUUAUCCUAACAGUGGCUUAUGUUUUAGAUAGGUUUUCAUAUAGCUACCCAUACAACAGAAAACCUAUUUGUUAUUCUGUCAUUUUCUUAGCUCAGCAAAGAAACUGUUUUAUAUGUUUCAAGUAUGUAACAUGUAGAUGUGAAAAACUGAAUCCUUUAGCUAAGUAUAGUUAAGCUGGAAUUUUUUGGUUCACCCACCUUGUGAUGUAAUGUUGUGUAGUACACUUUCAUAAACAAUAAACUUCAUGGAUUCAAACUUU